CAACAUGGGCGGCUCGACCGCCCCCUCUCUCCCCUUCUUCGUCCCACUUUUGCAUUUGCCGUGGACCAAACUACAAUACUAUAUUCAUCAAAAGGAAAAAUGAGCCCUAAACAGCCCAUUAUUUCUAAUUUAGUCGGUUUACUCCCACCAUUAAAAAACAACACAAAUUUUAACAAAAGACAAUAUAGAUUUCCAAGCUUGGUUUUUGGUCCAUCUGCAAGCAACAGUGCUCCAACCACAUUUGAAUAUACCUCCAAUUUCUGCACUUUGAUCAUGUUUUAAUUUCAUGAUUCUUGUAAAUUUGCAAAGAAGAAGAAGAAGCUGAUCAUGCGGGACGAGGAAACUGAUAUCCGGGUUGUCGGGUUAAUGAUUUCCCUAUUCUUGAUCACAGGCAGAAUUGUGGCUGGAGAUUCUCUGGACACUGACAGAGAAGUUCUGCUGAGUCUGAAAAAAUUUCUAGAGGAUAACAAUCAAGUGAAUCGAGGGCGAUACCAGGAGUGGAAUUUAAGUAGUUGGAAUCCAUGUGAUUGGCCUGGAAUUUUGUGCAGCAAUGAUGAGAGGGUGAUCAGUGUCAACCUUUCAGAUAAUAGUAUUUCAGGUGAAAUUUUCCACAACUUCUCCGCAUUGACAAAGCUUUCUCAUCUUGAUUUGUCGAAAAACACUCUGGGUGGCCGGAUUCCGGCGGACCUGAGGCGGUGUGAAAGCCUUGCAUAUCUCAACCUGUCGCACAAUAUCAUUAAUGAUGAACUGAACUUGACGGGGUUGAAGAGUUUGGAGGUUCUUGAUCUGUCUAUCAAUAGGAUUGGUGGCGAAAUUCAGUUGACUUUUCCAGCAGUUUGUGACAGAUUGGUUCUUGCAAACAUUUCUGAGAAUAAUUUCACUGGGAGCAUCGACAAUUGCUUCGACGAGUGCAAGAGUUUGAAGUAUCUGGAUUUGAGCUCCAACAAUUUCAGUGGGGAGAUAUGGCAGGGGUUCGCAAGGCUUCAGCAGUUUUCGGCGUCGGAAAACAGUUUUGGUGGGGUGGUUUCACCCUCCAUUUUUGGUGGGGUUUGUGCACUGGGCCUGCUGGAAUUGUCGAAGAACAGUUUCGGGGGAGAGGUUCCAGGAGAGAUUGCCAAUUGCACAAGCCUGCGCAUUUUAAAUCUGUGGGGAAACCAUUUCACAGGGCCAAUUCCCCCAGAACUGGGAUCACUUUCGAGUCUUGAGGGUUUGUUCUUGGGGAACAACAAUUUUUCAAGGCAGGUUCCAGAGUCCCUACUGAAUUUGAGUAGCUUGGCAUUUUUGGAUCUGAGCAAGAACAAUUUUGGGGGAGAGAUUCAGGAAAUUUUUGGGAAAUUCAAGCAGGUCAAGUUUCUUGUAUUGCAUACUAAUUCAUACACUGGGGGUAUAUAUUCAUCUGGAAUUCUCAAGUUAUCCAAUAUUUCCCGAUUGGACUUGAGCUUCAACAAUUUCUCAGGUCCAUUACCGGUUGAGCUCUCAGAAAUGCCGAGUUUGGAGUUCUUGAUUCUCGCCCACAAUCAGUUUUCUGGAAGUAUACCACCAGAAUUUGGAAACAUCCGGCGCCUACAAGCCCUGGAUCUCUCCUUCAAUAGCCUAAACGGUUCAAUACCCAGUACUAUCGGAAAGUUGAACUCUCUCUUGUGGUUAAUGCUGGCAAACAAUAGGUUUUCUGGGGAAAUUCCUCCUGAGAUAGGAAAUUGCACUAGUUUAUUGUGGUUAAACCUGGCCAACAACCAAUUUUCUGGGAAAAUUCCUCCGGAGUUGACAACUAUUGGGAGAAAUCCAUUCCCAACCUUUGAAAUGAAUAGAAAAAACAGGGGAAUCCCUGCUGGUUCAGGUGAGUGCCAAGUGAUGAUGAGGUGGAUUCCAGCAAAUUAUCCUCCAUUCAGUUUUGCGUAUACACUCCUCACAAGAAGGAGCUGUAGAAGCUUAUGGGAUAAUUUGCUUAAAGGGCAUGGCCUUUUCCCAAUGUGCCUUACUGGUUCUAAGGUGCGGACACUUCAAAUUUCGGGCUACGUUCAGAUCAGUGGGAAUCAGUUUUCAGGUGAGGUCCCUCCAGAAAUAAGGAAUAUGCAGAACUUUAGUCUCAUCCAGAUGGCUGCCAAUAAGUUCUAUGGAAAACUUCCUCCUGAGAUAGGGCAAUUGCCAGUUGUAGUCCUAAACUUGUCUGAGAACAAUUUUUCAGGUGAAAUUCCCAUGGAAAUCGGCAAUCUUGGGUGCUUACAAAAUCUGGAUUUGUCAUCCAAUAACUUCUCUGGUACAUUUCCAACCAGCCUCAACAACUUGAGUGAGUUGAACAAGUUCAACAUAUCAUACAAUCCAUUGAUCUCAGGUGUAAUCCCAUCAACUGGGCAAUUGGCAACUUUUGAGAAAGAGUCCUUCCUUGGUGACCCACUAUUGGUACUUCCACCCUUCAUUGGCAACCCCUCAAAUCACCCUCCGCCCACUGCGAAAUCGGAUGGGAAGCCAAAACAAAAAUUUACUUCAGUUUUUGUGUUUUUAACUCUAACAGUGGCUUUCAUCAUGUGUGGACUUGUGUCACUUCUAGUCUGCGUUCUUUUGAAAAACCCAGUUGAUUCAUCAGGAUAUCUAUUAGAUGAUUCCAAGUAUAGACACGAUUUUGCAUCAAGUUCCGAAGUUUCAUCACCAUGGUUGUCAGGUGCUGUGAAGGUCAUCCGUCUGGACAAAACAGCGUUCACAUAUGCUGAUAUUUUGAUGGCCACAUGUAACUUUUCGGACAGUAGAAUUAUUGGGAAAGGUGGAUUUGGCACAGUGUACAGAGGGGUUCUGCCUGAUGGAAGGGAAGUAGCUGUGAAGAAGCUACAAAGGGAUGGCAUUGAAGGGGAAAAGGAGUUCCGGGCUGAAAUGGAGGUCCUAAGUGGAAAUGGCCUUGGUUGGCCUCAUCCCAACCUUGUGACACUCUAUGGGUGGUGCCUUAAUGGAUCAGAAAAAUUGCUGGUAUAUGAGUACAUGGAAGGAGGGAGCUUGGACGAUCUGAUUUCAGAUCGGAUGAGACUAACAUGGAGGCGGCGUCUUGAUGUAGCAAUUGAUGUGGCACGGGCACUAGUCUUUCUGCACCAUGAGUGCUUCACUGCUAUUGUUCAUCGGGAUGUCAAGGCCAGCAAUGUUUUGCUAGACAGGAAUGGGAAGGCCCGGGUCACUGAUUUCGGUCUAGCUAGAGUUGUUGAUGAUGGGAAUAGCCAUGUCUCGACGAUGGUGGCCGGGACAGUUGGUUAUGUUGCACCUGAAUAUGGACAGACAGGGCAAGCCACUACAAAAGGCGAUGUGUACAGUUUUGGGGUGCUGUCAAUGGAGCUAGCUACUGGGAGACAUGCCCUGGAUGGGGGGGAAGAGUGCUUGGUGGAGUGGGCGAGACGGGUCAUGGGAAAUGGGAGGCAAGGGCUGAGUAGAGCAGUGAUACCGGUCGUGAUGUUGGGAUCUGGGCUGGCUGAGGGGGCGGAGGAGAUGCGUGAGCUGCUUCGAAUUGGGAUAAAAUGCACAGCGGAGUCACCACAGGCAAGGCCUAAUAUGAAGGAGGUGCUAGCUAUGCUGAUCACGAUUUUGAGCACCCAACAGGAUUUCAGUUAUGGGUCCUCUCCUCCUAGUUCUGAAAUGUCUGGAUUGGAGACUUGAGAAGGUGUUCAUGGUUCCUUGAUUUUCAUAUGGUUUUACGUACACGUCUAAUAUAUCUGUAAAGAUUUCCUUGCUUUGAUUCUUCUUGUACAUACGCAUUCAUCAUUUGUUGUUAUGAAGAAGAAUUUACUCAAUUUUGAUCACAAACUCUGUCCAAUUCUGUUA
Messenger RNA from Vitis riparia (riverbank grape), 3798 nucleotides. Its product is annotated as probable LRR receptor-like serine/threonine-protein kinase At1g74360. The transcript is spliced from 2 exons. Gene Ontology annotation, molecular function: ATP binding; protein binding; protein kinase activity. The coding region runs from base 328 to 3633 and encodes 1101 amino acids. Lineage: Eukaryota; Viridiplantae; Streptophyta; Magnoliopsida; Vitales; Vitaceae. Gene Ontology annotation, biological process: hormone-mediated signaling pathway; protein phosphorylation. Gene Ontology annotation, cellular component: plasma membrane. The record is from RefSeq and is a predicted model, not a curated record.